Molecule: messenger RNA, 1923 nt
Organism: Syzygium oleosum
Lineage: Eukaryota; Viridiplantae; Streptophyta; Magnoliopsida; Myrtales; Myrtaceae
Product: PAP-specific phosphatase HAL2-like
Exons: 4
Coding region: 268-1404 (378 amino acids)
Biological process (GO): sulfate assimilation; phosphatidylinositol phosphate biosynthetic process
Molecular function (GO): 3'(2'),5'-bisphosphate nucleotidase activity
Source: RefSeq, a predicted model, not a curated record
AUACCAUUACGGGCAUCCGGUUGCUUCGCUUUCGCCAAAAGCAAAGGAAAGGAAACCCAGGGCCAAUGUCCGACCACUCUUCACAAUGAGAGCCGAAUUCUUCACGGAUUUUCUGCACGAAGGUCUCAUUUCGUAUGUGAAAUCUACAGUCCUCGUCAUGUGACUGGAGAUUCAAGAACAGGGUCAUUUUCCAUUCUCGAUUUCCUGCCAAAAUAUUGGAUCUUUUUGUUUGUUUGUUUGUUUGUUUUCGUUCUGUUCUUUAUCUCCAUGGAGGGCGAAAAAUAUGCGGAGGAGUUGGAUGUGGCCGUGAAAGCAGUUCACAUGGCGUGCUCCCUGUGCCGGAGAGUGCAACGCGGGUUAAUUUCAAGGUCCAGUGACGAGGUCAAGUCUAAGGAUGACGAUUCACCGGUUACUGUCGCGGAUUGGGGUGUUCAAGCCACUGUAAGCUGGUUACUAUCAGAGGUCUUUGGAAGUCAGAGUGUAUCAAUUGUUGCCGAGGAAGAUGUUCAAGCUCUUUGCAAAAGCGAUUCAGCAGGAUUGCUAUCGGCUGUUGUUGAUGCAGUCAAUGAAUGCUUAGAUGAAGCGCCUAAUUUUGGUCUUCAAAAACCUGAUAAACACCUCACUACCCAAGAAGUUCUCGAGGCCAUCAAGAGAUGCAACUCGACUGGGGGUCCAGAGGGAAGGCAUUGGGUGCUUGACCCUGUGGACGGAACUUUGGGGUUUGUGCGAGGAAAUCAGUAUGCUGUAGCUUUAGCUUUGAUUGAGGAUGGGGAAAUCAUCAUUGGAGUGCUAGGAUGUCCAAAUUACCCAAUGAAGAGAGAGUGGCUGAAUUAUCAUCACCAUUACUAUCAAAGCACCUCCCCAGCUACCAAUGAUUCGUGGGAGAAAGGAUGCGUGAUGUAUGCAAAGAGGGGCAGUGGUAAGGCAUGGAUGCAGCCACUACUCCGUGGAAAUGUGAAUUUUGAAUCACAGUAUGAGGCCAGAUUGAUCCAGGUUUCUUCUGUUGAUGAUCCUGCUCUGGCUACAUUCUGUGAGCCGGUUGAGAAGGCCAAUUCAAACCAAUCGUUUGCAGCAGGACUUGCUCGCAGUGUUGGACUCAGAAAGCAGCCACUGCGUGUCUACAGCAUGGUCAAAUAUGCAGCAAUAGCCCGAGGAGAUGCUGAGGUAUUUAUGAAAUUUGCAAGAUGUGGAUACAAAGAAAAAAUAUGGGAUCACGCAGCUGGUGUCGUUAUUGUGCAAGAGGCAGGUGGUGUGGUGACUGAUGCGGGAGGAAAACCCUUGGAUUUCUCCAGGGGAAUCUAUUUAGAAGGUCUUGACCGGGGAAUCAUUGUUUGCUGUGGCUCUACACUUCACGAAAAAAUUGUUGGUGCUGUUUAUGCUAGUUGGGAUUCCUCAAAUCUGUAGGACCUUGUAAAACAUGUGAUCAUUAUGACAACCACUGAACUUUAAUAAUGAUGGCAAGGAAAAUAAUCUGCUCGGAAGGCAUGCUGUAUUGCUACUGCUCACCUGCAUUGCUCAGAUUUUAACGUGCUCUAAAGAAAAGCGGGAAUGAAGCUAGUUCAGUGUUUUGAGGAUAUGGGCUUUCACAAAGCUAUACUGAUGGUAUAUAAGAAAAGAAUGUUGAUUGGGCAUCUAAUUUUUGUAUAUGUUGCUCAAUAUCGUCAUAAAUGAUAUUUAAGAUGGAUUUUGCCCUAGCUUUGUGCAUAACAGUCGCGAAAUAUACCUGAAGUCAGUGUUUUUGCUUUCAGUUGAAAAGGUGCAAGCAAUAGAUUUUAUGGGAUUCAUGUUGACCAGGGCCCUGGGACACUAGUUAAGUUUAUUUUAUUUGGGAUAGUUUGAUUUUUGAGGCACUGAUUGUGCAUAAUAUGAGAGAAAUAAGAGCAUUGGAAAUUAUAAAGUUUUCUUACUUGGAUGUUAAACAAA